Messenger RNA from Daucus carota subsp. sativus, 1159 nucleotides. Its product is annotated as AUGMIN subunit 2. The record is from RefSeq and is a predicted model, not a curated record. Gene Ontology annotation, biological process: microtubule organizing center organization; spindle assembly; microtubule nucleation. Gene Ontology annotation, cellular component: mitotic spindle microtubule. NCBI's taxonomy places the organism in Eukaryota, Viridiplantae, Streptophyta, Magnoliopsida, Apiales, Apiaceae. Bases 93 to 1001 code for a protein of 302 amino acids. The transcript has 6 exons.
ACGAAGUUUGCGAAAUUUCGGGCGUUUCUGAACCAACAUCAAAGAACACUAUGAUAUAAUUAGCGGAAAAGAGAGAAACCAAAUGACAAAGAAUGAGUGAAACAUACGAUAAAAAGAUGUGGAAGGGAGAUGAUUCAAGCUCGGUGAAUAAAAAGGUUCCAGGAAGAGGCGGAGGGUUUUCUGAUGCACUAUCUAUAGCCGCUGAUCUUGGCUUCUCUGUUUCCCCUGCCCCUUCCAAGGAAGAGGCCCAAAACUUGUACAAUGAUCUUGAAAAGGGUGAUGACUUGAUCAGGGUUUUGACAGAACUAACCAUUGUUCAAAGGAAAAUAGCAGAGUUGAAAGUGGAACUUCAAGGUCGACAGGAUGAUAAGAAUGUUGCACAUCUGACACAUGCAAGAGAAAUGGAGAAAAAGAUUGAGAGCUUGAGAAGGAGCACCUCCAUACUGAAGGAUGUUAUCCAGAAUAAGGGCCGCAUCAUAACUCGUCUUCAACAACCAUAUGCGUUGGAUUACAUUUCGGUGGAAGCAGAAUUUCAGAAACAAUUUUUCGAACUAAUGAAGAAAGCUGCAAGCGAUUAUGAUAGUUUGACAGCAUGUGUAGCUGAUAUCCAGUGGACACAGAACUUCAAAGAACCACCCUCUGUGUGGGGGGAGAUGCUUCAUCCAAUUCCAGUUGCUUUGGCAUCAUGCACCAGAUACUUUGAAGCCUUAUCAUCAACGAGAGAAUCAUUUGCAUAUCUUCAAAAACUAAGAGUUGGCCAUUCUGAUCCGUCGCUGCUCCCAUCGCCUACCAGUUCCUCUCAAAUAGAACCAGUGGAUUCUGAUUUUGUACCUUUUCCAUGGAGAAACGAAUCAAUCUUUGAGGACUUAUCACCAGGGAAGCUCCAAACGCAUGAUAGUGAACAUUAUGAAGCAGAUGAUAACAGUGAUACCAGCAGCUCUUAUCAACUUGACAUCCGCAGACUCUCAUGGCCUGCUUCUGUUAAAAGCAAUGAUUGGUAAACUAAACUUGUGUUGUAUUUCACAGUUUUUUACAAAUAUGAAAACAAUAGAUUGUAUUCCGCUGUUUUAUCUUAUGUAAACAUUUAUUCUGUGGAAUACGUAUAAUCUGGAUCCUCCUACCUUUGUAGUACCAAUUACCAAUCCAGCAAUUACAAGCC